AUGGAACAGAGAAACAUUUUGUUAUCGGCGCUGGGUGUUGGGGUGGGCGUAGGAGUGGGAAUUGGAUUGUCUGCUGGACAAGGCUUUACCAAAUGGGGAGUUAAUAAUUCAUCCUCAAACGGCGUUACUCCGGAGAACAUCGAACGCGAAAUGCUACGACUUGUCGUCGAUGGCAGAGAAAGCAAGGUCACUUUUGAUGAAUUCCCUUUUUAUCUCAGGGAGCAGACAAGGGCGAUGCUUACUAGUGCUGCUUAUGUCCAUCUGAAGCAUGCGGAGAUUUCUAAAUAUACUCGGAAUCUUGCUCCUGCAAGCCGAACUAUCAUGCUGUCAGGGCCAGCAGAACUUUACCAACAAGUGCUUGCCAAGGCUUUAGCCCACUACUUUGAGGCAAAGUUGCUUCUUUUAGAUCUCACUGACUUUUCAUUGAAGUUUUUAUUGGAAGGGAAAAUCCACAGGCAACACAGUGGAGUGGACCUCCGGUCAAUGGAGCCGGGAGGAUCUUGUAAUCAUCCUCAAAUGCGUAGGAAUUCGUCUGCGUCUGCAAAUAUCAGUAGCCUUGCUUUGCAAAGCAAUCCUACAAAUUCAGCCCCUCAGAAGAGCAUAACCAACUGGCCUUUUGAUGAAAAGCUUCUUUUACAAACCCUUUACAAGGUUCUAGUUUAUGUGUCAAAAACCUACCCCAUUGUUCUAUAUUUGCGGGAUGUUGACAAGUUGUUGUGUAGAUCACAACGGAUAUAUAACUUAUUCCAGAAAAUGUUGAAUAAACUACAUGGACCAAUUUUGAUUCUUGGUUCACGAGUUUUGGAUUCUGGUGGUGACUACAAAGAAGUGGAUGACAGACUUUCUUCCGUCUUCCCCUACAACAUUGAAAUCAGCCCCCCAGAAGAUGAAUCUUAUCUUGUCAGCUGGAAGUCUCAAUUUGAAGAAGAGAUGAAGAUGAUACAGAUUCAGGAUAAUAGGAACCAUAUCAUGGAAGUGCUUGCAGCCAAUGAUCUUGUUUGUGAUGACCUGGGUUCCAUGUGUGUGGCAGAUACAAUGGUUUUCAGUAACUAUAUAGAAGAGAUCGUGGUGUCAGCAAUUUCUUAUCAUUUAAUGAAUAACAAAGAUCCUGACUACAGAAAUGGCAAACUAGUUAUUCCUUGCACCAGUUUGUCCCAUGCAUUGGGUAUAUUCCAAGAGGAGAAAUUCAGUACAAGAGAUACAUUAAAAUUAGAAGCCCAAGCAGUCACGUCUGAGCCCGGAGAAGAAGGAGCUGUUGUGAAACCAGAAACAAAGUCAGAAAAUCCUGCUCCUGAAAUUAAGGCUGAUGCAGAUACAUCAACUUCAGUGGGGAAAAUUGACGGUGAAAAUGCAAUUCCUCCACCAAAAGUUGAAGUUCCCCCAGACAAUGAGUUUGAGAAGCGAAUAAGGCCCGAGGUAAUACCAGCAAACGAGAUUGGUGUAAAAUUCUCCGAUGUUGGUGCCUUAGAUGAGACCAAAGAAUCGCUUCAAGAACUAGUUAUGCUUCCUCUUCGAAGACCAGACCUCUUCCGCGGAGGCCUUCUUAAGCCUUGUAAAGGAAUAUUGCUUUUUGGACCUCCUGGCACGGGGAAGACAAUGCUGGCAAAGGCCAUUGCAAACGAAGCUGGAGCAAGUUUCAUCAAUGUAUCCAUGUCUACCGUCACCUCUAAAUGGUUUGGUGAAGAUGAGAAGAACGUUCGAGCCUUAUUCACACUGGCAGCCAAGGUCUCUCCAACUAUUAUAUUUGUUGAUGAGGUUGAUAGUAUGCUGGGACAACGUACUAGAGUUGGAGAGCAUGAAGCCAUGCGGAAAAUAAAGAAUGAGUUUAUGACACUUUGGGAUGGACUAAUGACAAAUCCAGGGGAACGCAUCCUUGUUCUUGCUGCAACCAAUAGGCCGUUUGACCUAGAUGAAGCAAUAAUUAGGAGAUUUGAAAGGAGAAUUAUGGUGGGGAUGCCAUGCGUGGAGAACAGGGAAAAGAUAUUGAGGACUAUAUUGGCAAAAGAAAAGGUGGAGGAGAAACUUGAUUUUAAGGAACUCGCAACUAUGACAGAAGGAUAUAGCGGAAGUGAUCUCAAGAACUUGUGCACAACUGCUGCUUACAGACCCGUCAGAGAGUUAAUUCAGCAAGAGAGACUAAAAAUGCUGGAGAAAAAGCAGAAAGGUAUUGAAGAACAGAAUAACAAUGUCCAAGAAGUACAGGGAAAUCACUCUACAGUAGGAAAUACCCAAAAUGCUUUGGAAGCAAAAGAGGAAGUUCAACAGGAAAGAGUAAUUUCCCUUAGACCUUUGAACAUGAAAGACUUCAAAGAGGCUAGGAGUCAGGUUUCCGCAAGCUACGCAGCUGAGGGGGCUGGAAUGAGUGAGUUAAAGCAGUGGAAUGAAAUGUAUGGGGAAGGCGGUUCAAGAAAGCGAGAGCAAUUAUCUUACUUCCUGUGA
Messenger RNA from Sphenostylis stenocarpa, 2439 nucleotides. Lineage: Eukaryota; Viridiplantae; Streptophyta; Magnoliopsida; Fabales; Fabaceae. The record is from the annotation of a GenBank genome assembly.